AUGGUGACCGAGGGGAGGCGCGUGUUCGCGAGGGUACCUCGCCCCGCGCUGCAGCACUACACGUGCAUGGUGGAGAUACUCGGGUGCGCCGGGGAGGUGGACGAGGCGGAGGGCCUAGUGGUCGGGAUGGAGGCGCAUCCGGACAGGGUCAUCUUCGCGGCGCUCCUCGCCAUGUGCACGGCCGCGUCGACGUCGCCGAGCGGGUGUCCGAGCUCAUGCGCCGCGAGAGCCCUCCUAGCUUCUAAAAUCAGAAAUCUAUUGACUGUCAGUCUGUCUGCUGUGGGUGAAGGUCUUCAGUUUCAUUUUACAGUUUGA
Messenger RNA from Miscanthus lutarioriparius, 315 nucleotides. The record is from the annotation of a GenBank genome assembly. Lineage: Eukaryota; Viridiplantae; Streptophyta; Magnoliopsida; Poales; Poaceae.